AUGGUUUAUUUAGCUUCAAGAAAAGUGUCACUCAAUGAUGAAUGGAAAGGGGAAAAGUAUGCGGACAGGAAUAAGAUGGAAAAAGAAGCACUUGAAUGGAUCGAAAGGUGGAGUUCCAUGCUUUUGGUUAUGGUGUUGGUUCCUGAUAUACUACCGUUAUCAUUAGCAGCCCAUCUUCCCGUGCAUGAUUCAUUAUAUGAUGAAUCACCAUUGGUUGAUUACAACAUUUUGCCAUAUUCAGGGAUGAGGAUUAAUGAUGACUUGAUGAACGAGCCAUUUCAAGUUGACAAACGUAAAAACGAAUUUAUUCGCUUUGGGAAAAGAAAUGGUUUCAUGAAAUUUAACAAACGAAAAAAUGAAUUCAUUCGAUUCGGUAAACGUUCCAUCAAAUUGAAGAUGUUUUGA
This is a messenger RNA of Loa loa (African eye worm), 405 nucleotides long. RefSeq lists its product as hypothetical. The coding region runs from base 1 to 405 and encodes 134 amino acids. Lineage: Eukaryota; Metazoa; Nematoda; Chromadorea; Rhabditida; Onchocercidae. The record is from RefSeq and is a predicted model, not a curated record. The transcript is spliced from 5 exons.